Molecule: messenger RNA, 1114 nt
Organism: Prinia subflava (tawny-flanked prinia)
Lineage: Eukaryota; Metazoa; Chordata; Aves; Passeriformes; Cisticolidae
Gene: KRTCAP3
Product: keratinocyte associated protein 3
Exons: 6
Coding region: 44-733 (229 amino acids)
Source: RefSeq, a predicted model, not a curated record
GCCCCGGGGCGGUGCCGGGCGCUCGGCGGCGGCGGCGGCGGCCAUGGCCGGGGGGCGGCGGGGCCCGGGGGCGCUGGCGGAGCCGCGGCGGCUGAUGCGCUCCGGGCUGGGGCUGAUCGUGCUGGGCCACGGCAGCCUCGUGCUGGGCGCCAUCGUGCACGGCUCGGUGCUGCGGCACGUGGCCGGCGCCCGCCGCGCCGUCACCCCCGAGUACGCGGCGGCCAAUGUGGUGUCGGUGUGCUCGGGGCUGCUGAGCAUCGCCGCGGGCAUCGUCGCCAUCCUGGUGUCGCACAACCUGUCCCGGGCGGCCCUGCACUGGACCCUGCUGAGUGUCUCUCUGCUGAGCUGCCUGCUGUCCACGGCGUGCAGCGUGGGGCUGGCGCUGGCCGUGGCGCUCACGGUGCACGGCCGGGGCUCGCACCUGGUGCGGGGCUGCGACAGCUCCGCGCUGCCGCUGGACGCCCGCGCAGCCAUUGCCACCAACGACUGUCCCUUCAACACCACGCGCAUCUACGACACGGCCCUGGCGCUCUGGAUCCCCUCCCUGCUGCUGGCGGCCGCAGAAGCCGUGCUCUCGGGCCGGAGCUGUUUGGUGGCUCUCGUCUUCCGGGGCAUCGGGCCCUGUGCACACGGCUAUGGCAAAGAUCAGCUGGCCAGGCCAAGCACAGCAAUGGAGAAGCCCCUCCGUGAGCGGCAGCAGCUCCUGGCAGGACUUGCUGAGUCUCCUGCGUAGCUGGAGGGGUGCUGCAGGAGUGCUGUGAUCCAGCACGGCCGGGGCUGAGGUGGAGUCACACCUUCUGCAGUGUCCGUGUGCCUGAGGGGGCUGCAGGGGGUGCCUCGCCCCCAGCCCCACACCCCGCCUGGGACAGGCCCUGCUGUGGGCCCCAGGUGCCCUCCAGCCUCUCCUCUCGCUGCCAGGCCCUUCCUGCUGAAGGCUCCCUUGGUUUCUGUCAGCAGUGACGGGGUGGGCAGAGGUGCUGGGGCCCAAUUCCUGGUGCCACUGCAGGCAUGGCAGCUGGCUGUGCCUGUGCUCAGACACGUCAGGGAACAGAAGGGAAGAGUCCCUGUCAUGUGGAUCUCUGGUUUUCUGGAAUAAAUAAACUUUUCCUUUCUA